CUCGCAGCAGCGCCGCCCCGGCUCCAGCCCCGCAGCUCGCCCGCCCGCCCGGCUCGCCCGGGGGAAGGUAGCAAGCGGGCGAGCGCGCCCUCGCCCCAGCCCCGCGCGGCGACCAAGGACCGGGAAGAUGAACGGCGGAGGCAAAGCCGAGAAGGAGAACACCCCGAGCGAGGCCAACCUUCAGGAGGAGGAGGUCCGGACACUAUUUGUCAGUGGUCUGCCUCUGGACAUCAAACCCCGGGAGCUCUACCUGCUCUUCAGACCAUUCAAGGGCUAUGAGGGGUCUCUUAUAAAGCUCACAUCUAAACAGCCCGUAGGUUUUGUCAGUUUCGACAGUCGCUCCGAAGCAGAAGCUGCCAAGAACGCUUUGAACGGCAUCCGCUUCGAUCCUGAAAUCCCACAGACACUACGACUAGAAUUUGCUAAGGCGAACACGAAGAUGGCCAAGAACAAACUCGUAGGGACUCCAAACCCCAGUACUCCUUUGCCCAACACUGUACCUCAGUUCAUUGCCAGAGAGCCAUAUGCGCUGGCUCCCUCCCUCCGAGGCUACUUCUCAGGGUUGGAAGUCCCGGCAGUUCUGCUGAAGGCUGUGUUUGAAAACACCUUGUCCAGUUUUGAUCCCUUCAAGACUUUGCCACAGCCUCUAUCACACAUCUGUUUUCCUCAAAGACAAAAAAUAUAUAAUAAAAUGUGUUUUACUCUUUUACACUGUAUAAUUUUAAGAAAUAUGUGUUAUUUGUGAAUGCAUGGUCUGAAAUUUCUGUACAGUUUGGAGACAUACUCAGAACAAAGACAACAGUAAAGCCAAGACGGUUAGUAUUUUUCUAAGAGACAUUUUAAGAAUGUAGGGAUGAGUUCUUACACUAGGUUAGAUCACUUUUGCGCUUGAUUUUUGAAUGCUUUUAAUGACGUUUAUCUUGUUUUUCUUCUACAAUGAGCUGCAUGUUUGAGGCAUGUCUCUGACUAGCAUCGAGAUUUCCACAAUUGUGUUGUGAAUGUGGACUCCAUCUGCCUGGCCCAGAGUCAGGGCACAUUAGUAACAUGGUGUAGAAAUGAGUUCGGCAAGACAAUCAAAGCCCCGGAGUAUCUGCUGUCAUAGUGUAUUCACAUCUGGGCAAAGACUACUACUUAGGUCAUGUCUCCUGAGCACAGUGUACCAUCUGGUUUCAUGGUGGCUCUGGCUGCCACAAUACAAACUAUGCCAAGUGAGGUAUUGCCAUUUUAUACUUGUAUUUAUUAUAUUCUUACUGUUCAUGCUAGCACCCUUGGAGUGUGGGACCUAAUGUAUCACCCACCUUCCAUAAACUGUUCUCACUUCCCCAGUGAGUAGAGGGACCUUGGUUUGGCCACCAUGGCCUCAGGAGAAGCAGGCUGCCCACCCAGCUUGCUUGGCUGCAAUGGGCAUCACAUCAAGGGGUUCUGCACAGCACUGGCCUACCUGAGCUGGUGUUCCAAAGGCUGGCAGCCAUCCAUCGCGUCCUCCGAACACUGUGUGCUCAUCUUGAGACGACCUACUGCACUGCACUGGGUGGGUCAUGUAACCAUGGCCAUUUACAAUGAAUGCCGUUUCCCUUGCUUCAAGACCUCUUCAAAGCCCAGUUAGUCUUGUGUUGUAUACCAACACAUUUCCAGAGGCUGUGACAGGGCAGCUUCUCCCCACUCCUCAGACAAGAGCCAUGUGUAAUACUAUAUUGACCUCAGAAUUUCCAGCUGCUGAUAUAGCUAGACAUAAUCACAAUCUUUGUAUCUUUGUUACUGAUCUGCUUGUGUUGUGUUGAAAACAUGUUUUAAUGAUUAUACCAUUGGGUGGGGGUGGGUGUUGUUUCAUUAUUUUUCAUUAGAAGCAAGAAUGUCAAGUUUUUACAGGUUAUUGGAAAAAGAAAAAGGAAAAAGAAACACCAAGGCCUGGCGUAAGGGCCUUGCCCUAGAAACUAGAGGAAAGGGGGAGGCAGCAGCUGGGGACCUAAAACAUCCACAGUGGUGUGUGGGGACCGCUCGUGACCCCAGUGCCACUUGGCUUUUAGACUCCUCUACUUGCUUUAAAGAGAGGCCACUUCCCCAUCGAGUAUGCUUUUAUAAACUGUAAAGGUACUUUUCUAUUGUCGUUUUUAAAAAAAGUAAUAAUAAAGUAUAUUCCAGCUAUUACACGAUUGUCUGGGAACUUACUCACAACAUCAACCCACCAUGCCCCAUAACGCUGAGAUUCCCAUUUCCAGGCAGUGGCACAACUAGGCAAGAUUCAGAGAGUGGCCGUCAGGGCUAAUAACAACACACCCACGCACCACUGAGGGCGUCACACGCCUGAGUACCUUUAACUCAGCUCUGAUGAGUUACCAUCCACCCUCACCUACAAAGUUUGAGCUCAAAAUUACUAAGAUUCUGCCAGGCAUGGUGGUGAGCACCUUAAGUCCCAAGAGGCAGGCAGAUCUCAGUUAAGCCUGGCUCAGUUAAGCCAGCCUGAUCUACAGAGUUCCAGGACAGCCAGAGCUACACGGUGAGACCCUGUCUCGGGGGUGGGGACCGGAUUCUGCUGGGGGUGAUGGCUCAGGAGUUAGGGGAGCUUGCUGCUCUUGCGGAGGACUGGGGUUAGGUUCCCAGCACCUACAUCGAGUGACUCAAAGCAGUAACUCGAGGUCCACAUCAUCGAGGGUUACAUCAUCAUCUUCAGGCAGCGACACACACAGUGCACGUACAACACAUAAAAUGAAACCUUUUUUUUUUUUUUUUAAAAAAGGAAGCCUCAAAAUCUAGAAAAAUGUGGCUGCUGAUUUAGCCAAGAUAACAGUAUUCUAUACACUCAUCAGUUUUACCCCCUACGUCUUACGAAUCCCAGGCUUACAUUAAACUUGCUGUGUAGCCAAGGAUGACCCUAACUUCUGAUCCUUCUUGCCUCCCCUUCCCAGUACUGAGAUCACGGGAGUGCUAUAGAGGAUUUUAUAAAUCUGCUAGGCAAGUACUUUACCGGCUGAGCUGCAUCCCUGCCUGUCCUGCCUCCUAAUUGUUCAGUAGUCACUGGCGACCUUCAGUCUUGGUCACCGAUACUUUCAUCUCAUGACUUAGUUUUCCAGAGACUAGCCAUCCAAAGCAGGCCACAGCCACUGCUUUCUGACCAUCUGGCAUUCCUGCAGAAGACUGGUGUACCUUCCAGUCACCCUCCAGCUCAUGGAAGUAUGCCCAAGACUGCUCUAUGGAGUACAGUGAUCAUAGACGGCUUUGCCUUCAGCCUAGCCGCUCAGUAGCUAUGUGCAAGGACAAGCCUGUCUGCCUGCCUGCAGUGUGUGUCCCAGUCCAGUGCAAGCCCUAGAUAAAUUCCUGCUGACCAAGCAGUUUACACCCACUCGGUUAACUUUCUCCGGAAUAUCUUCUGUCACUCUGCUGAGCAGAUAUGAAUGUAGCAGGGUCUUUGGGAACCAGUAACUUGGUAUUAGAAAAGGGCACACCGGUUUGUUCGUUCACUCUUGCUCCCUUAUGAAAAGGUCUCAAUUAUAUAGGCUUCAAAAGAACGGUAACGGAGCCAAAUGGACUCUCCCCGAGAACACAUCAUCUAGCAUGUAGAAUUAAACAGCCCCCCAACUAAAUUUCAACUCAAGUGAAUAUUGCCAAGCUUAAGUUUCCAAAUGAGAGCACCUCUAGUUAAUCACUUCUAAGCUUCGGACUCACUGAACCCAGUGUUUGCCUAUCUGCCCUUAUUUCAUGAGACUUUGCAACUAGUAUUGCCCCAUUCCACCAGGCAUCCCUAAGAAUUAGCCCGACAUGGCGGUGCAGAUCUGUAAUCCCAGCACCUAAAAGGCUGAAGCAGGACUGCAAGCAUUACCUGAGCUAAAGAAUGAGAAAGCAUAGCCAACACUCUGAAUUCAUCUCAACAAUCACUGAGACAGCCAACUGCUUCCUGAAGAGAGCACUCUUCCCUGGCUUAAGAACAUAAUGGAUGCUCUCUUCCUGUUCACUUUUAAACCAGUGUGACAUUCUCUGUGACAAAACAAUUUACAACAUUCUGGGAAAGCUAGAGUGUUAGUGACUAGUUAGUGACGUGUUCUCUGAAAUACUAGUCCUCAAAAUGCUCGAAACCUUUAUUGACAGGUGCUAAAUGAACCAUAUACAGUUGGCGGUUUGAUUAAAGUGUUCAAAUUUGAACAAGCUGUAAAGUUUCUAUCUACCACCAGUGCAGAACACGCUUGCAGGAUUAACAUUGCCAAUAGCAACCCUCGUUCAGCUGCCCUGCUCUGGCCAGAUUCAAAAGUCUUAAGCCACCAUGCAUGAAGAACUCUUUCCCAGCUUCCUCCUUUGUAGCCCAGUGAUAUCCAUGGGUUCUUUCACUGGUGCAUCUUGGGAGCUAAGUCAUGGUAACUUUCUGCUUUAUUGGGGGAGCAGGGAAGUCUUCUCACAAACCAACAACUUGAAACUUUUACUCCCCACUUCAUAUACACUCCUCACUUAGAAACAAGGGUGUGAUCCAGGGUGGGUUCGGGGAGGGGGCUACAAGGUCCUCUUGUUCUGCUUACACACUUGAAAAGUCCCCUUUCUCUGUUCACGUCAAAUCAGAAGCUGGGUAGAGCUGCACAGGCCUGGGAUCCCAGCAUUCAUAGGGUUGAGGCAGAAGGUAGAAAAUCCAAGAUUAAUGAACUACGAAGUCAGGUUCUUUCCCAUCUCUACCCACAGUUAGAAGUGUGAUAGAGCCAGACUCUUAAAUUUUACCCAAGUUGUCUUUUGAAUAAAACAGGCCUAAAUACAAUUUGAAAUAAUGUUCAAAUUAAAAUAUUUACCUGGACAAAGGAGCAUUUUUCUCCGAAAACUAAACACAUGGUUUCAGUGUGAGGACUUGGCAAACAUGCAAAGUGUCAAGUGCAAAACUACACCUGCUUUCUGACAUUUCUAGAACUGGCCUCACCAAAUUCAGGCUGUAGUUUUUUCAGUUACCACUUUUUUGUUUUGAGGUUUUUUCAGACAGGAUUUUUCUGUGUAGCCCUGGCUAUUCUGGAACUUACUCUGUAGACCAGGCUGACCUCCAACUUGGAUCCGCCUGCCUCUGCCUCCCAAAUGCUGGAUUAAAGGCGUGCACCAGCUCACAGUCAGGUAUCACUUUCGACAUACUUACAUUUUUGUUUUGUGUCCAGGGCUUGAACCCAGAGCCGUGUGCAUGCAGUGUUCUGUCCAGGCGAAAAGUCAUUGCCCUUUCAUCAGUCUAGAAAGCAUGAGGUCACAGGAAUGCACCUACCAACUUCCAAACCAGUGUGGCUGGGCCAUACUGCAGCCCAUACUUCCAGAAGGCCCUGUCAAUCCACUAAAGAGAGACUUACUUCUGCCAUGCAAGUAUUAACCACGAAGAUCACACUCAGCUUCCAAGGUCAGACAUGUUUAAGGUAGUACGGUCAUGGACCAGCCACAUAGAUUUAUUUCUGGGGGAAAAACUCUCAUCAAGGAAAAUGUGCUUUAACUCUAGAAACAGAAGAGGGGCAGUGCCACAAUGUCAGGCCCUAUUCCAAUUUGUCUUUCCACAAAUUCACAUGACGGGCCACAGCCUGGUGCUCCGAAUUAGUCUGAGAGGGUUUCCCAGUCCCCACUGGUCCUCCCUUUUGUGAACACCUACUGAUCGCUCAGGACAGACCAACUGGGAAACAACCAUCCUACACGCAGCUCCAAAGACAGCAAUGCCAUGAACAGCAGGUCACUGCUGGUCCCCGGCCACAGUACUAGUCUCAGCUAGCUAACAACAAUCAGCCAAACCUGAGAAAACCCCAACCUUCCCCCAAACCAGUCAUUUCAAAGCAGUAAGGAGAAAGUAAGGGGACGCUAAGUUUCAUCUUCUCUGUCUCAGAUACCUGCCAUUACAAGAAUCGGAAAAUUCAGAAAUUCAAAUGUACUUGUCCCUUGAGCGCCUAUACUCAGAACAUGCUUCUGCUCUAGUGAUCUCAAACAAAGAGCUCACAAGAGAAAUCCAGGGCUGUACAUGCGCAGGAUCCCCAGAAGUACUAGGACUGAAGUUCCUACAUUGCCCUUCCCCGAGUACUCCAAUCCACAAGUAUUGAGUGUUUCUCCAUCCCCUGGGUCUGACCAUCACCUGACCACAUUUACAGGCUCUGACAGCAGCAGCCAGAGGUUCAUUUCUUAUACUUUGCCUGAGCUCAACUACAUUUCUCUUAACUAGCCCCUAAAAGCCUCUUGUGAUUGUGAUGAAUUAUAGAUCAGAUGCACGGAAGACUGUCUCAGCCUUUUAACUCUCCCAGCCGUGCCCAGUCCCACUUGCUUCUAAAUGGCAGCAGAUCCGGCGGCCACUAGCAGAGGUGAGAUCAGACUUCCACUUGGAAUUGCUGGGGGAUGUCUUCAGUCACCCAGAAGACCUGCUGCCAGAGUCUGUUCUUUUUUAUCAGAGCCACUGAACACAACCAGGCUCUCAAGUCUCCCACAGGACUGUCUCCUCCCCACACAUCACCCGGGGAUGCCGUCCCGGUACCUCAGCAGAGAGAAUACUCACACAAGCUAUAGGCCAAGGGGAACAAUACUUGCAAGACAACGCAAGUGAAUGAAACAAAAUUAUAGAAUUUACAAGUUUAGCAAGUAGCAAGAUAGUUUAUUUUUCUAGAUUUCAAUGUCUUCAUUUCUGUGAAGAGAGGCAAGAAAUUAAAAGCAAUUAUCAGGCCAGUCCCCAAGAAACAAACAAGAGCAGGCUUAGCUAGAAGUCCCUAGGCUCAGGCCUGGCAGUAGACAUGUAUCUGAGCACCUACCUGUCCAGCAGGUCUGGAGUCUGCCUCCUUAGAGCCAGAUGAGGCCUUUGAAACACACAGGCUUGCCCUUGCAGACCUGGCCCGUAACUUAGCCUGGAGAACAUGGUUUGCAAACAGAGGCAUCUGUGGGAGAUGAGCGAGGUCUAGAUUUAUGGGGAAAAAAACUGAUGCCUUAAGCAUUACAGCUCCUUACCAGCAAAAACCUUCAGACACAAAGCAAGACGUAAGUUUCUUAUUUUCUAAUUAUGUGGGAGCCAGUGUGACAUCUUCUUAGACCAUAUUUUGGAGCUCAGAGGUAAGAAAGGUAAUGCAUAUAGAUGAUAUGAAGUGGAUAUGAAGUAUUAUCAUCAGAAGCCCAAUGCUUUGGGGUACUGUCACCACUUUUCUGAGAAUAUUAAACUUGGUUUUUAUAUUUCCAUAACACCAUUUCAAUGGGUGAGAGGAAACCUGUGAUAAUCAACACAAAGGAACAGGGCAAGUCAUGAAAGGACAGGUAAGAACAUGCCCUGUUUACAAGUUCAAGUGGAAACCCUAAAAGUUCACACACACUUGAUAACGGCUCUCACGGAACUGGACCAGGAACAGGUGACAGAGGGACCCUCCAGCAGGAAUGGCCAGGACAGGCCCCUCAGA
This is a messenger RNA of Peromyscus californicus insignis, 7358 nucleotides long. It is a transcript of the gene Rbpms, whose product is annotated as RNA binding protein, mRNA processing factor. The record is from RefSeq and is a predicted model, not a curated record. Gene Ontology annotation, molecular function: mRNA binding. Lineage: Eukaryota; Metazoa; Chordata; Mammalia; Rodentia; Cricetidae. The transcript has 7 exons. Bases 128 to 745 code for a protein of 205 amino acids.